AUGAACGGUAUACCGAUCAAAUGCGCGCCUAAUCUGAAGUACUUGGGACUGACUUUUAAUAAUAAAUUAUCUUGGGUUCCACACCUGAAGGAGGUGAAACAGAAAAUAAACAGCCUUACAAAUAACAUGCUCAAAACAGCAAGAAUACAGUGGGGAACGCCAGCCAAUAUUCUGAGAAGUUGGUAUCGUACUAUAUCCGAGAGGAUUAUCUUGUAUGGUGCAGCAAUUUGGAGGAAAAAUAUCUCCUCACAUAUGAGUAAACUAAUGCUCACAAUACAAAGAAUGCAAUUAUUACUGAUAUGCAGAGGAUACAGAACCACUUCUACAGCAGCAUUUCAAGUGCUUGCUGGUAUACCACCAUUAGACUUACAAGCAGAACGGGAAUCCCUAUUGAAAAGAGUGCUGAGACUAGAUGAGAAUGCAACAUUAUGGAAUCAUAACUAUUAUCACACAGAUUAUGAAAAGCACAAACCAGUUCUUUUAGGGCACCCCGCAGACAUAGACUUGUCCGAUAGCAUCCAACUUGUGUACGCAUCUUCAAAAAAGAACAGCUUCAGCCUCUACAGGGAUGGAUCCAAACCAGAGCGAGGCGCCGGUAGUGCAUUUUGCGCUUUACAAGGGGAGACUAUUAUUAAAACAUGGAAAAGAAGACUAGAUAUUAGAAAUACAGUCUUUCAGACAGAGGUUGCAGAGCUAAAAGCAGCAAUUAAAUUUGCAGUUUAUUCACUUAGAUUUAGAGCAACAAUCUUCAGUGACUCGGCCUCUAGCCUGGCAGCGAUUAGAGGAAAUAAAAGCAGGAGCUCUUAUGUACAAGAGCUCAAAAAAAUUCUUUUGCAUUGCCCUCCCUCCUUACGUCCACACUUGGUCUAG
Molecule: messenger RNA, 870 nt
Organism: Stegodyphus dumicola
Lineage: Eukaryota; Metazoa; Arthropoda; Arachnida; Araneae; Eresidae
Source: RefSeq, a predicted model, not a curated record